Molecule: messenger RNA, 1065 nt
Organism: Closterium sp. Yama58-4
Lineage: Eukaryota; Viridiplantae; Streptophyta; Zygnematophyceae; Desmidiales; Closteriaceae
Source: the annotation of a GenBank genome assembly
AUGGUGCAAGCAGGAUCCGCAGGAGACGCGGGAGUCGCAGGAGUCGCAGGCGACGAACAGGUCGCGGGUACGGCUCCGAUCCCCGCGGGAGACCCCCCCGCCGCUUCCGUGGGAGUCGAUUCCGCCGCUUCCGCAUCGCUCGAUACAGCCAAUCGCGCCACGCAAGCGUCGACAGAACUGCGGGAUCCGGUAGAAGCAGACUCGCUAGAAGCAGCAGCGACACCCAGAGAUGUAGGGAUCCGGCAUCCCAUUGUUCCGUGCGGGGGUCUCAAAUCCGCCGCGCAUUCCAUCCCCGAAGCAGACAUCCCCGUUGUAAGCAGCAUGGGAAGCACGUUCGGCGCUUUCGCCGCCGGCUCCGUUCCUCAAGACGGGCUCUUCUUACCGACCCUACCGCAGGUUCGGGUGGAUUUCCCGCCGGGCCACCUGGUUCGGACGACGAGCCAGGACAGUAGCGUGGCGGCCACGCUCGGCAGUCCGACGGGAAGCAUAAUGUCGCUGGAUCAAUUCUCGACGUGCUCGUCUAUCCCGCCCUACCACAUGUCGCCCGCGCCUUCCGUCACCUCCGAUCAGCCCAUGGCGGACUUAGCGGGUUCGGGUCUCGUUACGAGCAGACUCGGUAUAACGAGCAAGGCGUUAUUUUCCAGCCCAGGAGAGAAGCCAGCUGGCGGGCAGUCGGCGGGCGUGGCGGAGCGGGAAGCAGGGGGGAGCAGGUUCGGCGGGGCAGGCGCAAGCUAUCCCGCUGCGCCCACCGUUCAAACGCUCGUCGUGGUUCGGCAUGCCGAGCCUAUCGACGAGCAGGACGACGGCUGGGCGGCAGGCUCGGACCGACCCUGGGACCCGCCGCUGUCCGCGCGAGGCGCCAAGGCGGCGGAGGAGGUCGGGCAGGCGCUGAAGGCGCGGGGCUUUGGCGCGGCGAGGAGCAGCGCGCGAGGGGGCGGGGGGGGGAAGGCAGGCGACGAGGGGAAAGUGGAUGCGGGAGGGAAGCAGGAGGGGGAGGGGGGGGAGGAGAGGGAGGGCGGCAAGGAGGGCGCGGUGGUGCGCGUGGUGGUGUCUCCGUUCCGCUGA